Molecule: messenger RNA, 1320 nt
Organism: Trichomonas vaginalis G3
Lineage: Eukaryota; Parabasalia; Trichomonadida; Trichomonadidae
Product: armadillo (ARM) repeat-containing protein family
Exons: 1
Coding region: 1-1320 (439 amino acids)
Source: RefSeq, a predicted model, not a curated record
AUGGAUGAAGAGUAUAAAGAUCAGAUUUCCAAAGAUCAAUUCAGUUCUCAUAAUCAAGAAAAUAUCGUUUCCGACCAGCCAAACAAUGUAGAUUUUGAAUCUCUCCACUAUUCAAUAUCUGCUGUUGUAAAUAAUUUGGACUUGCCUUCAAAUCUAGAAGUGAUCAAGGCAAAUAUCAAAAUAUCAACGAAAUUUAUUGCAAAUUUCAAUAAUCAAGACGUUUUUAAUUCAUUUAUUGAAAUUUUACAGACAAACAAAGCAGAAUGUGGCUUAAUCAUGAUUUCCAUCAUCGGGAGACUAUGGAAACUCGAAGAAAGUUUGGAUUCUGCUUUUAAUGACCUGCAAAUUCCAGAAAUUAUGAUUAGUUUAUUCAAAGAGAACCCAAUUCCAAAUAUUCAAUACAAAAUUACGAAAGCUCUUACUAAUUUUGCAGCAAUUUCGCAAAAUAAUAUUGAAAUUUUAAUAUCACUUGAUUUUUUAUCAUUACUCAAUAUGUUUAUUGUCGAAUCAGAUGGAUAUGAGACCAGGGAUGUUACUUGCGCUUUCAAAUUCCUUCAAAAUUUUUGUAAAUUCGGAAUUACUGAUUAUUCAUAUGAACUCAUGCAGUUUUUACCUCAUUUAUCCCAUUACAUUGUUAGUUCUGAGAAAAAACUACGAGAAUUGGCUUUCCAAUUGUUACAUCUUUUUUUAUCAAACGAAAUUUUGUUUGAAAGAAGUUGUUUGAUCAAUAUUCAGAGCCAGUUAGUUGAAUCUGCACGUUUAGACCUGAUACAGAACGAUUUAAUCCUGUUUUCAUGUGUUUACAAGUUUAUUGAAAACGGAUUUACGAAUUGCUUUGCUUCUGAUGACUUCAUUACAUCGAUAAACUGGCAUCUAGAGAACAGCGUUCGUUAUAACAUCAAAACAUCAAUCCUUAUCGUUUAUUAUAUGACUGAUAAGCAUUUCGAACUAAUUGAGAAGCACCACGUGUACGAAAGUUUGUUUUUGUUUGUUGACAGUUCUAUUUUUGAUAAUAAAUACUGGUCAAUCAAAACUAUUUGCAGAUAUUUGUCAAAAAGCAGUUAUGAUUACCAAGUUCAGUAUAUUGACAAACUUCUUGAUAGUAUACCUGAUUUCGUUGAGUCAUUAGAUGAGAAAACAAUCAUUGAUUUACUUUCAAUUUUAAUUAACUUAUUAACGAAUAAUAAUGAAGUCUACAAGCCAAUCAUGAUUGAUCUAGACUUACCAGAUAUAUUUGAUUCAGAUAUUGAUACAAAACUCGAUGAAACUGAUGAUUUAAUUUCACAAUUCUUAAAAUUCUUUGAAGAACCAGAGAAUUGA